UUCCCCCAUUCCAACUUGAAGAAUGAGACAGGUUGUGCAAAAAGCAAACAUGCUCAGAUCCUGUUCUCUCCCAGCCACCCACAACACACACACUGGUCACGUCACCAAGAAACUUCUUUCACUUUUGACAGUCUUGUGAUCACAGCUGCACUUCCCGGGAGAGAAUGAAACUUCAUUCAACGUUUUAGAUUUUUUAAUUCUGGCUGCUGUUUCAUACAUCAUGACUACCACCUUGCGUUAUUUGUGCUGCUGCUGUGCAUCUGGCAGUGAGGAAGAGAGCACCCCUUUUGCACGAGAAGGAAGAAGCCAAAAGGCAAUCAAGACUCUUAACAAAGGUGAAAAAUUAGUUAUGAAGCAUGUCAACGUGCCAAGCAUUGAUAACCAGUUUGCAGAGAUCGGUAAUCUCUACAAUGAUCAGGUGGAGCACCAUGAGACCAUGACACAGUGUAUCUCUAGUCUGGCACAUAUCAGUCAUUCAUCUCCAGACCUCACCGCCUGUAUACAGAGGCUGAAAGACAACUAUUAUGACUAUGAUAUUAAAGUACUGAUGGAAGGGUACAAUUUCUCUCUUCUGGUGAAAACAGAAAAGGAACCUCCAGAAAACUUGAAACAAGCACAGGAGAUCGUUAAAAAGUUAAGUCGUGCAUCCAAACUUCUCAUCAGUAACCAAACCAGACUGGGAGAGAUGAUGUUCACAGUUCUGCAGUCACAAAAUAAGACUGAUAUGGAAAGCAGCAUAAAGGAGGCCAACACUGUUUACAUGGACCAAUUACGCCUAAAAAAAAACCUGGAAGACAAUCUACAAAAGACAGACAAAGCCAGACAACUGUCUAAAGAAUAUGAAGAGGAUGCCAACAAAAUUCUUAUAGAAUUAUCUAAGAUUUCUGGAGCUGCACUUUGAAAUAAUCAACCCUUUUUCCUUGACCUGGUUUUGCUACAUAUAAAUAGCAACAAACAUAACCACUUAUAAGCUUUAUAUCGUUUCACAAGACAGAGAGAUAUUUUUGGUGCAGUAGGUAAACCUGUAUCUGUUGAGAUAUUUCUAGUGAUUUCCUGUAAUAGCAAACUAUAUUACAUUACUUUUUUGUUCUAAUGAAUUUCUGUACAAAUACAAAUGAUUGUUUUCA
Molecule: messenger RNA, 1127 nt
Organism: Xenopus tropicalis (tropical clawed frog)
Lineage: Eukaryota; Metazoa; Chordata; Amphibia; Anura; Pipidae
Exons: 4
Coding region: 221-901 (226 amino acids)
Source: RefSeq, a predicted model, not a curated record